GCCAGCCACAGAUGUCGCCCUGCCCUUCUGUGUUCUCUUUCGCUGAACAACUCCAAUGGCUCCCAUCACUCCAGGCUCGCUAGUCGUCGUCACCGGCAUCACAGGCUACAUUGGCUCCCACGUCGGGUUGGCCGCUCUCCAGGCAGGCUACCGAGUACGGGGCACCGUACGCGACACUAAGAAGGCCGAGGAGCUGGGAGCGAAAUACAACGAGCUGGGAGUGGAUGCGGGAGAGGACAAGUUCGAGGUUGUCAUUGUGGAUGACCUCACGGAUCAGGCGCAGUUCGAGAAGGCGUUUGUGGGUGCGGAGGGUAUUGUGCAUGUCGCUCUGCCUGGCCACACAGCAACAUGGAUCGACCAGGCGACCACCUCUAUCCUCUCCGUGUUCCGGGCGGCCGCGAAAGAAUCCUCUGUGAAGCGCGUCGUGCUUACUUCUUCGUCCGUGACCUGUAUCACCCCCGGCCAGAACGGUGACCAUACGCUCAACGAUGAAGACUGGAACGACGAUGCGGUUGAUGCAUUCAAGAGGAUGUCAGAAGAGGAGAGGGGUAAUCCGAAGAAUAGGACAGCUAUGUAUUGCGCAGCCAAGACGAUCGCUGAGCAGGAGGCGUGGAAAUGGAUGGCAGAUAACAAGGGAUGGCAACGGUCCAGUCCGGUCCAUCCAGUCCUGGACGGUCCCGGAUUUUUGGCGAUAGUCGGUCCCGGUCCAGUCCCGUGAUGGUCCGGUCCUGGACGCCAGUCCCAGUCCCACCUGUGUCUCGCAGAAAAAGACCCUUGCUAGAGACAGGGACGACGUGCGUCUAGACCUCAAACUAGUGGAAAAUGCCCGUCCAGCAAAGGUCCUGUCAGUAACACGGGGCUGUGCUUCCGGAAGCACAGGGCACGGCUUCUCCGGCAGGGGAAAGUACCGAACCCGGAAAAGGAGACCCAACAAGCA
Messenger RNA from Dacryopinax primogenitus, 937 nucleotides. Its product is annotated as NADP-binding protein. NCBI's taxonomy places the organism in Eukaryota, Fungi, Basidiomycota, Dacrymycetes, Dacrymycetales, Dacrymycetaceae. Gene Ontology annotation, molecular function: oxidoreductase activity, acting on the CH-OH group of donors, NAD or NADP as acceptor. Bases 56 to 718 code for a protein of 220 amino acids. The transcript has 3 exons. The record is from RefSeq and is a predicted model, not a curated record.